Messenger RNA from Procambarus clarkii (red swamp crayfish), 2035 nucleotides. Lineage: Eukaryota; Metazoa; Arthropoda; Malacostraca; Decapoda; Cambaridae. The record is from RefSeq and is a predicted model, not a curated record.
CAUCUAUGGUGGUGGGAUCGACCGGUGGAAUAGCGAGGCUGGAUAUUGGGGGAUCGAACGCACUAUUUCUGGGAGGUAACUCCUUUCCUGCACGAAGUAACCUUUUCCGGUGGAACGGAACUCCUUCCAAGUGAAACACAACUGCUUGCUCCUGGACGGAACUCCUUCCCUGUGAAACUGAAGCUCGUCCCUGUGGGACGGAGCCCCUUGCAGUGGGACGUAAUAUCAACCCAUUGGGGCCCCCAUGACUCGCACCUACGCCAACACCAGUCGACUCCCCAGGCUCGACACCCCGAGGGAGCACGAGAGGAUGCGAGAGCAGUCUCCACAGGACCUGCGGGGGGCCAACUAUUACAGGCUGCAGGACAAACACCGCCCCGGGCCCUCCUCCUCCACCAGGGUGGUGCUGCUGCCGGUGCUGGAGGACGAGGACCACCCGCUGCCCUACUACUGCUCGGGGGACGUGGUCCUCCCCGCCCUGGCCGAGGUCCCUUGGAAGGAAGAUGAGAAGAGGAAGGCCAAGGCCCGGGUCGAGACCUUCGUCAACGACAGUAACCUGCAGACGGCGCUGCUGGACGACCUGGUGGACGACACCAUCCAGGAGGAGAUCGUUGCCGUCGCCUCCACGGUCAUCGAAGAGAGCAAGUACGAGAAGGAGACGGACAGGACUGUGGCGGGUCUAGUGGAGGAAGGGUUGGUUAUGCCCGAGGUGCAGCGUCUGGUGUACCUUGGCGUGUGGUCGCUUCUCUUCGAAAUCGGCCGUUCCCUCCCUCAGGAGCAGUACCUCGAACUCAAGAAGGAAGAAGACCGGCUGGUCCUCGAUAGAGUGGCUCGAGAGGCGCUGCUCUCCCAGAUGCUAGAGGGGGAGCAGUGGGCGGAGAACCUGAAGGAGGAGAAGAUGCUGUCGGAGGUGCCGUGGGACGUGCUGGUCUUCCACUACCACAGACAGCUGCAGGAGAACGCGCUCUCCAACAACGUCGCUCUCAGGAUGCUGCAGGAGCGGCUGGUGAUGCAGGCUGCGAGGGAGGAGGUCUUCAACAAUUGCCUCCUAGACGUUCUGGAGGAGCAACUUACGCACACCGACGAAAAUGAGAAGCUUUCCACGCCCCCGCGCCUAGGGUGACCUGCGCUCCCCGCGCCUAGGGUGACCUGCGCUCCCCGCGCCUAGGGUGACCUGCGCUCCCCGCGCCUAGGGUGACCUGCGUUCCCCGCGCCAAGGGUGACCUGCGCCCCCGCGCCAAGGGUGACCUGCGCCCCCCGCGCCAAGGGUAACCAUCCCCGGGGCACCAUUCCUUCCCCUUGUCCUCGUAUCCCUUUCCGGAUGCUAUAUAGUUAUCACGGAUUAGCCCGUGUUAUAUGGACAUUUUGUUCCGAGUAGCUAAAUCUUAAACAACAAACAACACUUUCUCCUCAUAAUUACGUUACCAUCACAUGUUCAUCUCCGUACUCUUUCUGGUAAGACAUGCUCUUGAAUGUCACUAUUCAGUGCCAGAGCCACCCUGGAUUAUCCUCUCAGUCACAGCCCACGCACAAGUGUGGCCCUAGCGAGCAUCCUCCCCCCUCCGUCCACGGCCCUGUCCUUGUGUCCUCCAAACACCAGGAAAAACUCAUUUAAAGAACUCCCUUCAUUCCCUGUCACAAAGAGGCUCUUAAUUGUAAAACUCUCGGUGAAAUCCUGUGGACUACAAGUUAGGAAAGGGAACUACCAGGAGAAAGCGUCUAGCCAUUACGACUAUGUAGCACUUGGAAGGGAUCGGGGGGAUAAGGAGUUGGGAUAGGACGUGGAGGGAAGGAACCAGCCACUUGGGACGGUCGGGGAUUAUUUGCACUUUAGCAGGUCGGCGAGGUCAUGACCUCCACGGUUGGGGGGGUAGAACUAGCCUAAGCUAAUCUAUCCCUUUAAGAUCUAUUUUAUUGUCUCAAUAAACGUACUUGAAGGGGCCAUGAGAUUAGUUUUUUUUAAAAGUUGUUUAAUGUCAACCAAUAUUUUUUGACUAGUUGUGUAUGAAAAGGGCUGCAAUUGUUCCAAGUUUCA